Messenger RNA from Aegilops tauschii subsp. strangulata, 689 nucleotides. Lineage: Eukaryota; Viridiplantae; Streptophyta; Magnoliopsida; Poales; Poaceae. The record is from RefSeq and is a predicted model, not a curated record.
CCUCUUCCUCAUCCAUCUCAGAAGCAGCCUGUGCAACCAACGAGUUCACGGGGGCCAACAUCAUAAGCCCAACCGUAGGUAUAUCGAGCAAUGGCGUCGCUGUCAAUGAGCGCGGCCGGGAGAGCUGGGUGGACGCCGCAGCAGAACAAGCUGUUCGAGCAGGCACUGGCAGUGCACGACCGGGACACGCCCGACCGCUGGCACAACGUCGCUCGUGCCGUUGGUGGCGGCAAGUCGGCCGACGAUGUCAAACGCUACUACGAGCUGCUCGUCCACGACAUCGCCCGCAUCGAGGCCGGCAAGGUGGCCUUCCCCGCCUACCGUUCCCCCUGCCCAGGCCUCGGCCACAACGCCGGCUACGAGGCCGACAGGUUGAAGCACUUGAAGAUCUAGGCGGCAAUGGACAAUGAAUGAUACACACUACAUAGAUCGAUGGAACUGGAAGCAUGUGCAUGUGCAUGAGAUAAGUCUUGUGCAUGGUGUCCAUGUCAACGUACGCAUGCAAGGCUAUGCAGAUGCAUGCAUGUUCAUAAUACUUCAGUAGCAAGUGGUCUAUGGCGGGAUCGACCUAUCUCCUUCCUCCAUGGAUUUAACUUAUCUCGUAUGUAUUCUAAUGUACAAUAUCUAUAUCCUCUGCACAUGUAACCAUAUGUCCAUACCAAUCAAAAGAGAAAAGAAAUUGAUGAUAA